AUGGCUGGAGGCUUAUCUUUGGAUCAUCCUUGGGCAUUUGCCUUUGGCAUCUUAGGCAAUGCCGUCUCUUUCAUGGUUUACCUCGCUCCACUGCCAACAUUUUAUCGAAUUUAUCGAAAGAAAUCAACGGAAGGGUUCAAAUCUGAGCCUUAUGUGGUGGCUCUGUUCAGUGCAAUGCUUUGGAUAUUUUAUGCUUUAAUCAAAAAAGAUGCUUAUCUCCUAAUUACCAUCAACUCCUUUGGCUGUGUCAUUGAAACCAUUUACACCCUCAUGUUUCUCCUUUAUGCCUCUAAGAAAGCUCGGGUACACACAUUCAAGAUGAUCAUGUUGUUGAACGUAGGGUUAUCAUCUCUGAUAGUUCUAUGCAUUCUUCUCCUGAUCUCUAAUGGCUCACUUCGCCUUCAAGUGCUUGGAUGGAUCUGCGUAGCUUUCUCAGUCAUCGUCUUUGUUGCUCCAUUAAGCAUAAUUAGGCAGGUUAUACGUACCAAAAGUGUGGAGUUCAUGCCAUUCAAUCUCUCAUUCUUCCUCACAUUAAGCGCAGUGGUUUGGUUCUCCUUUGGCCUCUGCUCCAGAGACAUCUACGUUGCACUUCCAAAUAUAUUAGGAUUCGCAUUUGGUGCGGUUCAAAUGUUGCUUUACAUUAUCUACAAGGACACAAAGGUUCCAAAGAGCUUGGAAACUGAAGGGAAGCUCAGUUCGGUAGAGAUUAUUGUCGCCAAUGAUACAGAAGUUAAGAAAACGAGUAAAGAUGAGAUAGAAAGGGCGAGAGAGGAAGACAAAGCUAAUAAUAUGGGCGUUGAGAAGAGUCGAGUUUGA
This is a messenger RNA of Dendrobium catenatum, 816 nucleotides long. RefSeq names its product bidirectional sugar transporter SWEET14. Gene Ontology annotation, cellular component: membrane. Gene Ontology annotation, biological process: carbohydrate transport. The transcript is spliced from 6 exons. The coding region runs from base 1 to 816 and encodes 271 amino acids. Lineage: Eukaryota; Viridiplantae; Streptophyta; Magnoliopsida; Asparagales; Orchidaceae. Gene Ontology annotation, molecular function: sugar transmembrane transporter activity. The record is from RefSeq and is a predicted model, not a curated record.